Messenger RNA from Schistocerca nitens (vagrant locust), 3771 nucleotides. RefSeq names its product protein bric-a-brac 1-like. NCBI's taxonomy places the organism in Eukaryota, Metazoa, Arthropoda, Insecta, Orthoptera, Acrididae. The coding region runs from base 589 to 2268 and encodes 559 amino acids. Gene Ontology annotation, biological process: regulation of transcription by RNA polymerase II. The transcript has 9 exons. Gene Ontology annotation, cellular component: nucleus. Gene Ontology annotation, molecular function: protein binding; DNA binding. The record is from RefSeq and is a predicted model, not a curated record.
GCUGCGUGUUUCAACGCAAUAGCCGAAGGCGGGAAUUAAUGUGGAAAACCUGUUUUGUUUGUAGCCUCGACUAAGACCACACACACAAGUAGCGCAAAAAGGAAGUGUUUUUAUUCAUUUUUAUGUGAAGUUGUGUAUGGCCAGGCUCAUCGGGAAACAGCGUAAUAUUUGUGCGUGUGUAUAUAGUAUAGCUGUGUAACGCUUCCGCAGUGUGCGCUAAAUGCAAAGUAGUCUAUUUUGGUGAGGUAAUCGGUAUUAGGUAACUCUGACCGAUGACAUCUCUAGAUUUCGCUCGAUGGAGCAUGACAAGGUCGAAAACUGUCCUGUCGUUGGACCAAAAGGUUGAAGUCAUUAAAGCUUUAGAAACUAAAAGUCAGAUGCAGGUAGCACUGCAGUAUGGUAUUUCACAAUCCUCAGUCUCCCGUAUUAAAUCUAGAGAAUGUGAUAUUCUUGAUAAUUGGCAGUUGAGACGAUGUUCAAAAAACAGUUACAAUGCGACGGAUGUGAGCUCAGCUGACACUGACAGUUCGCAGUCAUUAGAAGACCGCUGUAGCAGCGGGAAAAAAGCAAUCACAUCCAAACAGGCAUAUGAUAAUCAAACUGCAUCGCCUCUGUUUCUCAGAGCGAUUGGAUCUUUACACAACUUUAAUGGUGUGUCAACUACACUUCGAAGAGGGCGACAUACGCCGAGAGACAGGCUAUUUUCGUACAGAGUCGGGAACUACGCAUUCACUCGCUUUGCAACGACCGCGAUUGAGGCCUGGAGCAGUUCCAAGAAUAUUUCCCUCGACUGUCAACAGCAGUCGGGCUGGCACGUGGAGAUUGUCCAGAUCUGAGCAUAUAUUUCCGCAGCAGAUGCCAGGGACGAGUGGAGGACCAGGAGGAGGGGGAGGUGGUGCAGGUGGAGGUGGUCAGCAGUCUGCGAAGCAGUCGGUUGGGCAACAGAUGGCAAUGCUUAAGAAGCAAGUUGGGCAGCCAGGCACAAUGCAGCAGCACGGUGCCAACAAGGCUACAGGCCCACCUCGGCGUGCAGUGAGCCCAUCCCCACCGCAGUCGCCACAGGUGGCCCCUCCGGAGGUUUGCCUGCGUUGGAACAGCUAUCACUCAAACAUGCAAGCCACUUUCCCCAGCUUGCUGACCAAUGAGCAAUUUGUUGAUGUGACGCUGGCGUGUGAAGGGCGCAGCAUAAAAUGUCACAAGGUCAUCUUGUCAGCUUGCAGUUCGUACUUUGAAGGACUGUUAAGUGAAAACCCAUGCCAGCACCCAAUUGUACUGAUGAAGGAUCUGCGUUACUGGGAAGUGCAGGCACUUGUUGACUUCAUGUAUAGGGGAGAAGUCAAUGUUGGUCAAGACAAGUUACCCUCAUUGCUUGCUGCUGCGGAGGCUCUCCAAAUCAAAGGAUUAGCAGGACCGGCUUCCACUCCAUCCUCACAAGAUGAAGAUUCAAUGCCCGCAACUAUUGAGGAUUUUCUGGAUGAGCAAGUGCCGUCUCCCAUAACUGAGAGGCGCAUGCGGAAGCGCAGAAUGAUGGGUUCUCCACAGCAGCAGCCUAUAAGGCCACAGCACAUUCAGCAGCAGCAGCAGCAGCAGCAACACCACCACCAGCAGCAACAGCAACAGCAACAGCACCAGCAGUUACAGCAGCAGCAGCAGCAGCAUCAACAUCAGCCACGCCAUCAGCAGCUACAGAGCCAUUCUCAGCCACAUCCACAACCCCAGCCCCAACGACAUGUCUCUCUCCCAUCCUCCACCUCAUCUGUAGGACAAUCAUCCAUGGGAAGAGUUCAGAGACAGCAGCAGCCUCAGCAGCUCCCAGCUCGCAACCCUCCUAACUCUAUACCAUCCACCUCAGGUUACCGGCACGAACAGCCAAUGUCUGAAGCUGCCCCUCCACGAAAGCAGCGGAGAUCUGAACCACUACCAGAAGUGAAAAUUGAGCCAAUUGAUAUUGACUUGAGUAAUGAUUCGAUGGAUGAAGAAUUUGUUGAAAAAAAAUUUACACCACCUACUGAAGCCAAAGAUGAUGGUGGAGGAGCAGAGACAGUGACUGAACCUGUGACUGAGCAGAAACCUGAUAUUGAGACGGAAAAUUUUAGUGCAACUGAACUAUCGAAUGUGCAAGAAAUGCAAGACUAUCCUUUUGAGCCAGGGAGCAACAGCUGUGGAGCUAAAUCUGAGAACAUUGCAGAAGCCACAAGUGAUUCUCCAUUUGGCAGUAGUCCAGGAGGAGAUGAUGUCAAUUCUCGUGAUGCACCGGGUGAAGAUUAGGCCUGCUGCGUCCUCCUGACAGUUCCUAAUGCACCACUGAAUCGUGAUAUUGUUAUGUGACUUGGGCUUUUUCCCUUUAACUCAGAAAGACUGUGAAGGUGGAAAACAUAGUUUUGACAGGUACAUUUUUUUAAUAAUUGAUGUGUAAGAAAGUACGCACAGAGAAGGGUGUAGUGCAGAAGUUCUGGGGCCAUCCAUAAAAGUAUUCUGGUCUCUGAACUAUGUGAAAUGAGGUAGCAUUUUAUACUUCUAAUUGUAUUUAUUUAAACCAUACACUGGAUUGAUUUGAUAGUCCAUGACUACACAGAAACAGUACAUAUUUCAUUCAUUCAAGACUCAUAGUCUCAUUACGUGAUAUAUGUUGGUUACAUAUUUAAUUCAUUCAGAACUUGUGUUCUCAUUGUGACGUAUUGGUAAAUUACACAAAUUAAAAUUUGAUGUUCAAGAUCUGAUGUUCAUAAUUAGUCACAUUUAACACCUUGAAAACUGAAAGUAAUGCUGAUGUAUUCUGGUUUAUAGUAACUGUGAACUACAGAGCUAUUAAGAAAGAUUAUUUUUUUGUAUUGGCAGGUUAGCUAUAAUUGAUGAUUUAUAUUUUGCACAAGGUUAGAUACAUUGGAUACAAAAUGUUUUACAGGUUUGCUUCUAGCAAUAUUUCAUUCUGUCCGUGCCCAAAAGUGAUGACACCAGUGGUUUAGGCACACAGUGGCAAUACAUUCAUUAGCAGAGUCUUGUGAAAUGUUGUCAACAGAACUGUCUUCUAGUGAGCCUAAAUGUCUUCAAAUAUGUUGAAUCACUUGCCUUGAUUGUUUAAAAAGUGUUGUCAGAUGAUGGCAGUAUGGUGUAGCCAUAUUUUGUGGUGCCUUGCAUCAAACAUCAUUAUUUAAAUGAAGUUUGGUGCUCAAUGAAUGUGUGUUUCAUGCUGUGUAGAAUUCUAUGCUACAACUGGUUACCUGUAAGGAUGUAAAUUUGUAAUAUUCAUUUGAAUGUUCCUAUUCUUGAAAUUUUGGGCAGAAUGUUACAUAAAAGUGGGAAAGAAGUGAUUCUGUAAUCUUCCUGUACAGAAAAAGCAGCUUAUUACUUGUAUGUGCUGGUUAAUUUUCUUUCCUGUAACUUGUGAUCCACUACAUUGCAGCAAUCUGGAGGUAUGUUUAUCUCGCCUCCCACUUUCAAAACUAGGAUGUAGGAACCCGAAAUAAAUAUUGCAGUAUUGGAUUGCACACAAUUUGUCGUAGUAGUUGGUUUGCGUCAUGAAGAACAAUAUGAUAUGUUAUAUAUGUUGUCUGUAUUAAAAAUUUCUUUUUUCUAAACAUCCGUUAUUUGUAAGGCAGUUUAUUGUAUUAAAAAUGAUGUACCCAAAGAAUACCUUGUUCAUCAGACUGAUCAGUAUGCAUUGUCCAAAGUAGACAUUUUCCCCUCCAUACUAUUAGUUAUAAGUGUGUAGUUGUUACAUUUGAGUUUGAUGUUUUUGUAGAAAUAGUGAAAAAUAAAAACUGAACAUGA